UUUACAGCUGUGACAUGGGAGAUAUUAAGCAGUUUUUAUAUGCCUGGUUGGGCAAGCGCAAAGCAACACCAGGAUAUGAAUUCUCGCAGACUGGAUCAAAGCAUAAACCAAGGUUCAAGUGUGAGGUUAGGGCUGAAGGCUUUGAAUACAUAGCUGUUGGAAAUUCUACCAAUAAAAAAGAUGCACAGACAAAUGCUGCUAAGGACUUUGUGCAGUAUCUUGUACGACAAGGAUUAGUCCAGCAAGCUGAGGUCCCAGCACUUGAGAUGCCUUCAGUUGGACAGAAUGACUGUGAGCCAGGGACAUCUCAAGGUCCAGGGUUUGUUGGCCUUCCUGGAGGACUAAAUGCCCCUCAUCAGUCACUGGGACUAGAUGGAGGUGGAAAUGAAGGGGAAUAUGGACAGCAGCAACAGAGAGAAUUUGCACCUUAUCAAAGAGGGCCACCACUUAGUUACAUGGAGAGAAUCGCUGAGAAACGUAUUCUAGAGGAGUCAGAGGAUGUUGAUUUCAAUGCUGACAUUCAUGGAAACUGGACCCUGGAGAAUGCUAAAAGUCGCCUUCAUCAGUUCUUACAACAGAAUAAGAUCCAGACAGACUAUAAAUACAGUAUGGUAGGACCAGACCACAAUAGGAGCUUUAUUGCAGAAAUGAAGUUUUUUGUGAAUAAGAUACGUCAGAACAUUCAUGCCAGAGAACAUGGCUCCAACAAACAGGUAGCAUCCAAGUCCUGUGCUUUAUCCCUGGUGCGUCAGCUUUUCCACAUGGGGGUCAUCGAAUCCUUCACGGGUCAAACCAAGAAAAAGGAUCAGGACAAGUUGGAGUUGUAUGAAGUUUCUGUUCAUCCUGAAGCCUUGGCACAAGUGGACAAAGCUCUGCAGGAGUGGAAUAUUGAUUUUGUGCCACGGCCUGCAGAUCCGAAUCAGCCCCACUCCCUUUUGACACGAACCACGUUGGAAGAGUUUGAGCCACAGCCACGCAGAAACACAGCAGGGGUUGUACCAUGGUCCCCACCACAGGCUAACUGGAACCCCUGGUCUGCCUGCAACAUUGAUGAAGGGCCACUGGCAACUGCCACUAUGCCUCAGAUCAGUGAAGAUCUAUACAACAACCAGGAACAGUCCCGAGCACAUAACGAAAACCUUAAAGCGAUGAUGGAGGAGCGUGCUAUGUUACCAGUAUAUCAGUCCCAUGACCAUAUCCUGCAAACUAUUGAAGAAAAUUCAGUUACUUUGAUUCGUGGAGAAACAGGAUGUGGUAAAACAACACAGGUUCCUCAGUAUAUAUUGGAUAAGGCCAUUGAAAUGGGCACAGGAGCAGACUGCAAUAUUAUAAUCACUCAACCACGCAGAAUCUCAGCUGUUUCUAUUGCCGAGCGUGUUGCUCAGGAGCGUGGAGAGGAGUUGGGAAUCAGUGCUGGCUAUAGCGUGAGAUUUGAGUCAGUAUUCCCCAGGUUCUAUGGGUCAAUACUGUACUGCACUGUGGGUACAUUACUAAGAAGACUGGAGAAUGGUUUGAGGGGAAUCUCACAUGUGAUUGUGGAUGAAAUCCAUGAACGAGAUAUCAAUACUGACUUCCUUUUGGUAUUGUUGAGAGACAUGGUACAGGCAUAUCCCCAGCUUAGAGUCAUAUUGAUGUCAGCUACUGUGGACACCACUCUGUUUUCUGAGUACUUUGGUAAAUAUCAAGUGGUGGAAGUCUAUGGCAGAACUCAUCCUGUCCAAGAGUAUUACUUGGAGGACUGCAUACAGAUGCUUGGUUUCAUUCCACCCCCGAGUGAUAAAAAGAAGAAAAAGGACAGAGAGGAAAUGGGGGAAGAGGGGGAUCAAGAGGAAAACUGUAACUUGCUGGUAAACAAUGAGUAUUCAGAGCAGACAAGAAGAGCCAUGGCCAUGCUGAAUGAGAAAGAAAUGUCAUUUGAAUUAAUAGAGGCUCUCAUCCGAUACAUUAAAACUUUGAAAAUUCCUGGUGCCAUUUUGAUUUUCCUACCAGGAUGGAAUUUGAUAUUUGCUUUGCAUAGAUACCUAGAAACUCAUCCAGAGUUUGGUGGUCCUAUGUACAGAGCCCUGCCCCUCCACUCUCAGAUCCCCAGAGAGGACCAGAGACGAGUGUUUGAACCAGUCCCAGAGGGAGUCACAAAGAUUAUCCUGUCCACUAACAUUGCCGAGACAUCAGUCACCAUCAAUGAUGUUGUUUAUGUCAUUGACUCCUGCAAGGCCAAGAUGAAGUUGUUUACGUCCCACAACAACAUGACAAAUUAUGCAACAGUAUGGGCCUCAAAAACCAACCUGGAGCAGAGGAGAGGUCGGGCAGGUCGAGUCAGACCAGGCUUCUGUUUCCAUCUCUGUAGUCGAGCCAGGUUUGAAAGACUGGAUCAACACACCACCCCUGAGAUCUUCAGAACUCCACUCCAUGAAUUGGCCCUUGCUAUAAAGCUCUUGAGACUGGGUCCAAUCGGUUCUUUCCUGGCCAAAGCUGUAGAACCCCCUCCUAUUGAUGCUGUCAUUGAAGCAGAGGCUCUGCUUAAAGAAAUGCGAGCUCUGGAUAGCAAUGAUGAAUUAACUCCCCUUGGAAAGAUUUUGGCUCGACUCCCCAUUGAACCAAGGCUGGGCAAAAUGAUCAUCUAUGGCUGUAUAUUCUAUGUUGGGGAUGCCAUGUGCACAAUUGCAGCCAGCACAACAUUUCCUGAGCCUUUCAUCACCCCUACGGAUAGGAGACGUUUAGGUUGGGUCCACAAGUCACUAGCAGGUAGUCGCUUCAGUGACCAUGUGGCACUUCUCAAUGCAUUUAACCAGUGGGAAGAUGCAAGGGGAGGUGGAGAGCAGAAUGAGAUGUAUUUUUGUGACCAGAAGUCCCUCUCUAUGCAGACCCUGAGAAUGACGUACGAGGCCAAACGUCAGCUGUGUGAUAUCCUUAUCAAUGUUGGUUUUCCAGAGGAAUGUCUGACACCCCAGGUCUUCAAUUUCACUGGUCCAGACAGAAAUCUGGACAUGAUGAUAUCGUUGCUUUGUAUGGGUUUGUAUCCUAAUGUGUGUUAUCACAAGGAGAAACGCAAGGUUUUAACUACAGAGAGCAGAGCGGCCCUCGUACACAAAUCCUCCGUUAAUUGUUCCAAUAAAGAUGUCAAGUUUCCAUCUCCAUUCUUUGUAUUUGGUGAAAAGAUUCGUACACGAGCAGUUUCCUGUAAACAGAUGUCAAUGGUGUCCCCACUUCAGCUGUUGAUGUUUGCAGCAAGAAAUGUCAUGUUAGAAGAGGGCAACAUUACCCUAGAUAAAUGGAUCAACUUGCGUAUGGACUAUGAAGCUGCAGCCAAAAUUGUGGCCCUUCGUCCACCAUUGGAGGCCUUAAUUGUACGAAGCACGAAUAACCCUGAGGGGAUUCAGAACCCGGGGUCCCAGGAGGAGGCACUGAUGUCAGCCGUCAGGUCCCUGUCACGACCCAAUGCUGGGAAGUUUAACCUCAGUAGUGAGGACGAUAUUGGUGAGCCACCCCAUAAGGUGGCAAGGUUUGGUAGUGGCCCACCCAGGGGAGGAGGGUUUAGAGGAGGCUAUGGAGGAGGAAUGUCUAAUUUUGGAGCUGGAGGAGGAUAUAGGGGAUUCAGAGGAGGAAGGGGUGGAUUCAACAGGGGUGGUGGAGGAUUUGGAGGUGGACGUGGAUUUGGAGGAGGUGGACGUGGAUUUGGAGGAGGAGGGAGAGGAUUCGGAGGCGGGGGUUUCCAUGGUGGCAGAGGAGGCUUCAGAGGGGGUUAUUGAAAUAAAGAAAAUGACUGACUUGAAUAUUGUAUUUUUAGCAUUUAGUGACAUAUUUUGCAGCAAUCAAGACAUUAAUUUAUUGUUAGUAGUUUGACUGUGUGCAAUUUUAUUAGCAUGUAUUGUGUUACUGAUAUUUGAUUAUAUGUUUAAAAUGUACCUGUAGCUGCAAUAUUGAU
Molecule: messenger RNA, 3925 nt
Organism: Saccostrea echinata
Lineage: Eukaryota; Metazoa; Mollusca; Bivalvia; Ostreida; Ostreidae
Product: ATP-dependent RNA helicase A-like
Exons: 29
Coding region: 15-3749 (1244 amino acids)
Biological process (GO): positive regulation of transcription by RNA polymerase II; regulation of mRNA processing
Cellular component (GO): nucleolus; ribonucleoprotein complex; intracellular anatomical structure
Molecular function (GO): 3'-5' DNA helicase activity; double-stranded RNA binding; ATP binding
Source: RefSeq, a predicted model, not a curated record